This is a messenger RNA of Uloborus diversus, 6299 nucleotides long. RefSeq names its product protein croquemort-like. NCBI's taxonomy places the organism in Eukaryota, Metazoa, Arthropoda, Arachnida, Araneae, Uloboridae. Gene Ontology annotation, cellular component: cytoplasm; membrane. The record is from RefSeq and is a predicted model, not a curated record. The transcript has 13 exons. Gene Ontology annotation, molecular function: scavenger receptor activity. The coding region runs from base 191 to 1690 and encodes 499 amino acids.
CAAAGUGUGUGUGGAUUGCAACUAUGAUGUGCGUUAUCCCCGUAAUCUUCAGAAUUAAAAGGCAUUUUAAAUUCUCUGUCUUUCACAGAUUGAACAUUCCUUACUUUAUUUGAGAAUGUAACUAUUUAAUAGAGCAAGAGCUUUUUUUAAAACUUACUUCUGUGCGAAGUCUUGCAGCUAUCUCAACCUCAUGGCUUUAUCAGCUGUUACCAAAACAAUAAUCCUUGUUGCCGUGGGGCUCAUCUUGGCUCUCAUGGGAUUACUCUCCUUUGUAUUAUUCCCGCGCAUUUUACAGUGGCAAGUGGAAGAGAAUUUGGUUUUGUCCCCAGAGGCCGAGCCGUAUGAGUAUUGGAAAGUUAUUCCAGUGCCAAUAUAUGCAAGAUUUUAUUUUUUCAACAUUACGAAUACCAAAGAUAUCUUAGAACAUAAUGCAAAACCUCACGUUCAAGAACUUGGUCCAUAUACUUUUCGGGAGACUCGAGAAAAAGUUAAUAUCACAUGGCAUGACAAUGGAACCGUAUCCUAUCAACAAGUAAAGAGAUGGUUCUUUGAACAUGAGCUAACUACAGGUUCAUUGGAAGAUGUAGUGACAACUGUGAAUGUCCCUCUUGUGACUUCUGUAAAUCAAGGCAUGUUAUCUGGCGAUGACUUUUUACUUAAUGCCAUCAACGCCGUUCUAGAAUCAACGAACAGUUUGGUUUUUGUUGAAAAAUCUGUGAAUAGCUUGUUGUUUGAAGGUUAUGAAGAAAAAAUUUAUGAAACAGUGCAAGAAAUGGGAAUACCUGUUCCAUAUGAUAGAUUUGGCUGGUUUUAUUCUAAAAAUAACAGUGAUGAUGGCUUAUACACAAUCUUCACUGGGAAAAAUGAAGUGGGAAAAUAUGGCUAUGUUGAUAAAUGGAAUGGGAAAAGCCUUGUAGCUGGAAGGCAUUAUCCAUGCAACAUUAUUGAUGGAACAGCUGGUGAUAUGUGGCCUCCUUUUAGAAAUGACAAAGAACAGAAAUUGCAUCUGUUUGCAGCUGAUAUUUGCAGCACACUUCAUUUAAGCUAUCUAUCAGAAGUGCUCGUAAAUGAUAUCGAAUUGUAUAGGUAUUGGUUAGAUGAAACUGCUUUUGAUAAUGGGAAAUAUGAGAAAGCAAAUGAAUGCCAAUGUAAAGACUUCUGCAAGCCACCUGGAGCUUUGGAUAUUGAAGAAUGUCAACAUGGUGCACCUGCUAUUGUUUCUUUUCCUCACUUUCUGUAUGCUGAUCCCCAGUAUUUAGAAAAAAUAGAUGGCUUAAAGCCAGAUCCAGAAAAGCAUAAAUUUAUCAUUGAUUUGGAGCCAAAAUUGGGUAUUCCUGUCAAUGUAAACGCUCAGUUGCAAAUAAAUGUUGCCAUUCCUCGAUGUGAUGGAAUACAUGCACUUGAGUUCCAGAAUGAAACAAUAUAUUAUCCUAUCAUAUGGUUCAGUGAGUCUGCCUCAAUCAGCCUUGAAACAGCAGAAAAGCUCAAAUUUGUUACGAAAAUGCUACCACAGUAUGUUACUAUUGGUUGCUUUGUUCUGGUCAUUUUUGGAGGCAUCAUUUUAAUUCUCACAUUUCAUAACACCAUUCGUCGAUACCGCAAAAAACCUCAUAAACAAAUGGUUUACACAGCUGUUCGAUUGGAGAGAGAUUCUAAAAAUGACAAGCCACCAUGUCUUCAGUUGCAGUAACUAUGAAAUAUCAUCCAUUUUCUAUCUUUAAGACUGAACUUUUUAUUCACAAGUGCCAUUUUAUGUUUGUAUAUAGUUUUUUAUAUGACUUGUAUUUUUAUAAAAUAUAGCUAUUGAUCAUUUCACUUUUGUACUAUAUGUACAUAUUACAUAGUACAAACAUUUUAUUGUUACUAAGCAAUUGUGUAUGAUCUGAACGUGUAAAUUGUCUGAUCGCUUAAGUGAUAUAAAAAAUUCCAAAAAUAUAUGGUGCUCAAUUCUUUUCACAAUUGCUUGUAUGCUUCUAAACAUAUCAGUCUAUGCAAAGUUGAGUUAAGUUAAAGUUUAACUGUGGAUGUUUCUUUUUUAAAUCUUAGGUUUUAAAUGUACUUGCUGUAUUAAAAUCUGAAUGUUAUGCAUAGUUGUAAAAAAGCAGUUGAAAACUUUGUACUGUGGAAUAAGUAAAAUGACACAACAUGCAUAAAAUGCAAAUAAAAGCAAUUUAAAACAGAGUUAAAAACUCGGCAAACAGCUGUUUCGGGGCUGUCAAAUUCAAGCCCCUUCAUCAGUGCAUAAAAAAGAAUGAAUGGUUUACCAAUGCAAACCAAACGACAAAUGGAUUUUAUUUGUACUUUAUACACGUCGUGUCAUUUUACUUAUUAUGCAUAGUUCAAUAAAAUAGAUAUAUUUAAUGCCCCCUGUUUGUAUAUAAUCUAAGAAAGAGAGAGAGAUAGAGAGGUAGAAAAUAUAUUUAAUCAUUCCUUAGGUUUAAUGUCAUGCCUAAUAUUGUAUUUACUACUUAAGUUUAUUAUUAUUAUCAUUAUUCAAUGUCCUUUUAUUUUGCUGUAUUAAGUUGCCUCAUUUUUGUUUUCCAACGCUAUAUGUGUAUAUUUUGAUGAAGAUUGAUUUAGUUUUUGAAAUUCUUAUUUUUACUUUAUUUAUGUAUUUUGCAUUUUUGUCGAUAAAGUUUAAGCUUUUUAUUUUAUUAAUAAUGAAAUUUUGUAUGUGUAAAUGUCUAAUAAUUGCUGUACAGAAAAUCAAAAGUCAAAAAAAAAAAAAAAAGAAAUUGUGCACACAUUGUUUUCAAAAUAUUUUGUCAUAUUUUACAAUUGCUGUGUUUCAUGACGAUGUUUCGCAUUCUAAAAUUAAAUGUGUUACAGUUUUUCAAUUUUCUCUAUGUAGUUCAAGGCUAAUAUUGCUAACUGUCUGAAACCUUGACUCUGUAAAUUUUGGAACACAAUAUUUUUUAGAAAUUUGUUGCAAAUUAUAUUAGGCAAAAAAAAAAAAAAAAAAGUUUUUGUUUUUCUUUUAAAAGGAAAUAUGAAUCUUUAGGUUUAUGAAUCUUUUCCAAAAAAUUUUGUAGUGAAAAACUUGAUUGGUUUCCGAUUGAACAUUCAUACUAAACUCUGCAAUGCGGUUCUUUAAUUCAGUAAAAAAAAAGGCUCUUCUCUCUCUCUCUUUUUACAUGUGCUCUUUUAUUACGUCCAAGAGGUUUUUUUUUUUUUUUAAAUGACUGGAGUGUAGAUAUUCAUGCUUGAUUUCUGCUUCAAGGAAUUUUCAUAGAAAAGUGUAAAUAACUGAUACAACAAAGUACUUUUAUGUAUUAAUGAAAUGCAUAUGCUCAAAUUGAUUUGCCAAAUAUAUCCAUGGUAAACAUCAGAUUCCAAAAACUUGUUUCAGCCAUUUAAAAGUGCUCACAAAGUUGUUUUUAAACAAUUUACCUUUUUAUAAAAUAACUCUAAUUAAGAAUAUUACAUUCCAAAAUGAUAAGAAGAGCUCCUGUUUUUUACUAUAAUCAUCAUCAGAAUGUUUCAGUCAAGGAUGAUAAUUUUAAGAGCUAUCACAAUUGGUAGUGCUUGAGAUUGAAUUAUAUUCUUGUUUUUUUAUAACGUAACACCUUCCCUCAAGUGUUUGAUGUGUUAUUUGACAAUGAAAAUUUCCUACUAUUUUAAGCCUAUUGUGAGAUUAACAUGAAAGUCAAAUAAGGAUAAAAUCCUGAAGCUAUGUUAUAUGUUUGAAAAGAAAUGAAAACAAGUUAAUAGACACAUUAAAUAUAAGUUAGUUUACCAAGAGUCUAUUCAUUUCUUCUUGUCUUUAAGGCAAGUUUUGGGCUGUAAAUUCCUGCAACUUUUCCAGCUGUAUGAGAAAUUUAAAGAAAUAGCCUGUACAAAAAAGUACUAAAAAUUAAUAAAAUGACCAUUGCAAUUUUUCCUGAAUUUAGAAAUAAGCUCAUUACUAAGUAAUAAUAAUCGCUGUAAAUAAUGUAUAUGUUUAAUGCUUAAAUAUAAGUAAUUUUAUGUAUGCAUAAUAAAGUCGAAAAAUAGCAAUUUAUAUUGUUAUUUAUAUGCAUAACUUUGUUAAGUCCUCUUUCUCGAUUGUUACUCCUUCAGCAUCACUUCUGUAUACAGAAUUUUGUAAUUUCUUGAAGGUAUUUAGUGUUUUAGUAUUUUACUACGCUUAAAGAUUUGGUACGUGUCAUAAGAGUCCGUCCAAGCCAUUAGAUAUGUGCCUUAUAAUAUAUAUAUAAUGUUUUGAGAACUUUACAAGAGAUAUUCGCUAAAAGUAUCUGCAUUCUCAUUUGCUACGCGUUCAACAAAGCCAUUUUUGCCAACUGAGUUUUUUAAAUUAAAACUCAUUUUUUAUUUUGUUUCCUGGAAAUGGCAACUCUAAGAUCACUUUAUUCUGUUUAUUAUUUUUUAGAAAUAUUCGCUACUCUUAUUUAAUUGGGAUAAAUAUACAAUUUAGGAAAAAGGGUUUUUAUUCCUUUUUUUUAUCUCCAUAACAACAUUGAAAUUGCUAGGAGAGUAUCAGUGUUAUCAGUACGACUGCCAAACAUAAUAAUUUUGAAAAUAUUUUUUAAGCAACUUAGGAAAUCCAUAGGAGUCCAUAUCAAGUACGAAACUGCAGUUUCUAGAUGAUAUAACCGGGUUGUCAAUAUAUUGCAUGUAUACUUGUGAAAUUAUUUAAUAAUACCAACUGCUAUUUAUGCCUUUGUUUUCCCAAUUCAGUCAUUGAGGAAAAUAUAAUUUAUUGUUAUUAUACUUAAUAAAAUUAGAUCCAAGAAUGUAUAGUAUUAAGAAAAAAAUCUUGCUUAUUUUCAAAGCAAUUAAAUGUAGAUAUUGUACAGAGCAAAUGAUUUCUUAAUUGAUAUCAAAGAAAGUAGACCCAUAAUUUGGGGCAUUUGGAUGGGGGGAGGGGGGGGAGUGUGCAUGCAUUUUGAAUGCAAUGUAAUUUUGAUUAGAUUAAUUUAGAAAUAUAAUGUAUUUUUGCAUGUAUUUUGUUGUUUUUACCUUCAAAAUAUUGAAUAUGUACACUUUGCCCCCACUCCCCCUUUCUCUGCAGAAAACUUGAAAACUGCAGACCUUGAAAGAGAAUUAAUCAUAACUUAAAAACAUUAAUAACAUUCAUUGUUGAACAAUUGUAAAAUACAAAAUUUUUCCGAGUCUCUUGUAUAAUGGUCAUGUUUUCCUGAAGUAUUUAUGUCAACUUUGUGCUCAAUUUCUUAAAAUUUUCCUUUCUUUGUUGCUUUUGUGAACAUAUUAUAGCUUUGAUAGAAAUUAUGCUCUAUUUUUCUUUCUUCCCUUUCUAUUCUUUCUUUAACAUGGACCCCUGGGGGGUCCAUUUGAAUCCCUGCUGUUGGAGCCAAAAGUUUUUGAACAUCAUACAAGUAGGUUAUUGAUAGGAAUCUAAACAUUUGUACUCUCUUUUAGUAUUACCAUGUUCAAAUAGUGUUAAGAAAUAUGAAGCUACAAAUAACCACUCCAAUCCGAAGCUAAGGCAGAAUCGCACACAAACAAUUCGGUGGCUACUUGCAGCUUUGUAUCUUCAUUUUUUGAGGUGGAUUCAUACAAGGUUUGCAAACUUCUUGUUAGUGUGUAAAAAUAUUUUUAGCUACCAAUGUGAGAAUAUAUUCAGUUUCGAGGUAAUUUGCCUACAGCUUGGUUAUGGCUGUUCCAGACUGAUGAGUCCAAAACAAGGGAUGCUGUAACUGAGUUGUCUAGUCAUGAAAAGUAGCAUAAGAGUUUUAAAAUCUUUUUCUUAAUUUUUCUAAUAGUAAUUUAGUAAAACUUUUUAAAAAUAUGUACAAAUAUUGUUUAUUCAGUUGGUAAAUCACAAAACAAUAGUGAUCAUAUUUUGGUUUAAUUGCUGCUUUAAGAAAUUCCUUCAAAGAAAGUUGAUUUAGUUGUUAAAUAUCUGGUCAAAGAAAUAGAAUAAUAGCUUAAAUUAAGAUACAUAAAAUGCUUGUAAAAUUUUAUUAACUGUAAAAUAUUUAUGAAGAGUAUUGCAUAUCUUAUUUUAAAUUUGUAUAUGCCAAUUUAAAACUUAUUGUGAAUGGCCAUUCAAUUAUUGUAAACUUUUUAGCCUUAAAAGAAGCAUUUACGGUAUGUUCUAGUCACAGAUUACAUAUUUAGCUGUAUAUUUCUUUUGUUUUUGAAACAAAUUCACUUUCAGAAUAUUUUUGUUUAUGAAUUAGAAAAGUGUUGAUUGCUUUUCACAAGAUUUUUUAAUUAUGAGUUAAUUAUCACCAAAUGAAAAUACAUUGAUUGAUUUUCUAUAAUGAUUGUUGUUUGUAGCGUAUUUUAAGUAUUUGUUGAAAAAUCUGCGUUAUAUUAAAAAUUUAUGAAUUUCU